CAAGUUGUUGCAACCUCUGCUACUUGGGAGGAUUGCGGAAGAGGUACAAGCAGCCUGUUGCUUAUUAUUUAAAUUGUGCGCCAACAACAAGAGAAAUGUUGUCUGUUCUCAUCAAAGAAGUCAUCACUAAGGUGGAAGAAGCAGGCUUCAAAAUUGUGACCACAGUUUGCGAUCUGGGCGGGAAUAAUGUAAAGGCGUUAGAGUUUCUUGGCUCAACUUGGUUGGGGCCAUGGUUCGAAUUCAAUGGGCACAGGAUAUACACAAUUUAUGACAUUUGCCACCUGCUGAAGUGUACAAGAAACAAUUUCCGGAACAAAGGAAUAACACUGAAGGUCAAAGUGAAAGGGAAACCUUAUUCAGGAACAGCAAAAUGGGAGCACAUUACCAAAGUUGUGCAUGAGGAUCGGAAACAGGGGUGGCAAGGUCUAUGGCACAUCAAAGAUGAACAUGUUGACCCAAAGGGAGCACAGAAAAUGAAAGUAAACUUGGCUGCUCGAAUAUUCAGCAAGACUAUGGCAAGCAACAUAGCCGAUCAACAUGACUACAGUAUGUUUAUAAUUUCAUCACAUUUUCAUCUCCUAUUGUUACGAGCAGUUCCCGCAGCAAAACUUUUCACAAUCCAUGAAACAUAAUACUCUCAAAAGUGCAUUCGUGGAAGAAAUUGAUCAGCAGAAAACUGUCAAAAUAAUUCAAUGGAGGAUAAACCUAGCAUGUGCAGCCCUUGCAUCGUCAAUUCUCUGUUAACUGAUUGUUUGUAAUAAACUCUCUUUAGGCAUUUUGAUGAAAUAUUCCAAAAUGUCAAAAUAUUUUCCCUCUCUUUUCCAUUCAUCACGAAAUUCCUUGAAGUUCGUUAUCUUUUCGGAGACAAAGCUCCUGCAAAAUUUUUGUCAACGCACAAAUGCUGCC
Molecule: messenger RNA, 906 nt
Organism: Bemisia tabaci
Lineage: Eukaryota; Metazoa; Arthropoda; Insecta; Hemiptera; Aleyrodidae
Source: RefSeq, a predicted model, not a curated record